Molecule: messenger RNA, 4446 nt
Organism: Astyanax mexicanus (Mexican tetra)
Lineage: Eukaryota; Metazoa; Chordata; Actinopteri; Characiformes; Acestrorhamphidae
Gene: vgf
Product: VGF nerve growth factor inducible
Exons: 2
Coding region: 353-2311 (652 amino acids)
Molecular function (GO): neuropeptide hormone activity
Source: RefSeq, a predicted model, not a curated record
UAAAGGCGGGGAGUUGUCCAGGGUGCUGAAAAUAUCCCUCAGCGCCGUCACGAAGACGUGCUACAGCGGCGUAAGCAAGAAACACCCUCCUCCUCCCUGAUCUCACUCACUAUUAUCACACUCUCCUCUCACUCUCCACACACUUUAUACCUUCAUACAAAAAGAGGAAAAAGCUCCAUCCAGACUACCACCACCACCAGCAGCAGCGGAAAGAGAGAAUAAACCAGUAAAACCAGUCCUGACGUCAAACUUCCACCAGCAGAGCAGAGGGAAGGGAAAAGCGCACCGGACCACGUCACGCUCGGGAUCCCGGCGCACCACCUUCACACCUCUCCCCAAGAUCUGCACGGUCAUGAUCCGGUGGCAACACGUUUCAAGUGCCCCAGUUGUGCUUCUGUUUAUUCUCUUCAGUCUUACAUUUGAGCCCACAAGCACCAGCCCUGUGCCCGAAGACAAAGAGACACUACGCAGUCGAUAUGGACCACCUUCUGCUGAUUACACAGGGGCGCAGAUUCAGUCCACCCAAGGUGGAGAUGGUCAUCAAGUGGCACAGGAUGAAGAGGAGGACGAACUUUUCAAAGACGUCGAUCCCAAAACCCUAGCGGCGGUGCUCUUAGGAGCCCUCAACAAACCUCAGGGGAAGAUAACGAGUGAGGGAAACAAGAACGGAGAAGAGGGAGCAGAAAAGGCAGAGGAGGUGAGGGACAAUGAGGGGGCUGACAGAGACAGAGAUGGACAUCAGGAGCUGGAGCUGGUAAUGGCAGCUGCUGCAGCGCAGGGCAGAGAAGAGCGAGAGAGAGAGGAGGAUGAAGAGAGAAAGAGAAUAGAGGAAGAAGAAGAAAGACUCACAGAAAAGGUGACAAGUCAUACCACCAGUCAGACAGUGCCUGUAAGAGAACCUGAAGCUGUAACAAAGGAGGUAGUGAACAAGGAGGGGCAGCAAGAGUCUGAAAGAGGAACAGACGGAGAGACAGAAGAGCAGCUGAAUCCAGAGGAGCUAAAGAAUCUGGAGACCAUGCUAAAGGAGUUUCAGAGCUACAGCACAGCCACAAAAAGAGAGCGCGACUCCUCAACUGGACAAAGGGAGAGCCGCGGAGAAUACCUUGAUUAUCUGGACCGAAAUGGCCUCAUGAAUAAUGAGAUCAAGCCCAAAGCCAAGAGCUAUGACCUUGCCAUGUCCAAGAAAAAGCUCAAGUGGCAACAAGAACAGGAAAAGGACAAGAAUCGGCCAGUGUAUAAGGGAGGAAACUUCAUGGAUGAUUUUAAUGAAAACCUUGAAGAUCAAGAAGUGGGAAUUGGUGAAGAUGAAGAAGACGAGGAGUUGAGUCCUGAAGAAGAAGAGGCUAGGGCAAAAGCUGAACAGGAGGAGGUCCGUAGACAGGCAGCUGAAGCCCAGAGAGCUAAAGCAGAGGAAGAGAAACUUGCAGAUAUUGCCUCAGACAUGGUCCUACAGUACAUGGUCAAGCAAGAUGGGAAGAAGUACCAGAACAAUAAUGCAGCUGAGGACAAACGCUCAGAGGAAGAUACAGAUGAUGAUGAUGAUAUCGACCCACAAACUAUUGACAAGCUGAUUGAAAUCUCUAGCAAGCUUCACCUCCCUGCAGAUGAUGUGGUUGAUAUUAUCAGUGACGUUGAGAAGAAGAAGAAAAAAGAUGCCCCUGAAAAUCUGCAAUGGCAGCGACCUCUUGUACCUCUUUCACCCCCUGUUGCUCCAUCCACGAUCUUAAGAACAACACCCCCCUCAAAACCACCUAAACCCAACACAAACCCAUUUAAAGCUUGGUUUAAGGACAGGGCUUCUAUUAAGCCCAGUAAUCAAGACUACUGGAUGCAGGAGCAGUGGCCCUUUCGGACCUACCCCUCCUACCGAUUCUACCAAAAGCCUUACAGUAGCUAUUACCCCAUCUAUAUCCCACCUCCCAAAUCUAAACCACGAUACUAUGCCAAGCCCUCCUACUCCUUUAAUGACAUCCUGGGGAAUUCAUUGGACUAUGACUUUGAUUACCCCCUCAAACAAAGGUACCGUUCCUGGACACAACCUCGCCCAAGAGCUCCUCCGGCAUUCCGUCGGAACCUCUAUUUCCCUAACUACAUUGUCCCUCAGGCCCGGACUUUCCAAGCCGUACCCAUGCCCAAACCCCGGUCACCUCUGCGUCGUCGGCCUGCCUUCUAUUACCCGCCCCCAGGUUCUGUAGUCACCAGACAGGGUGACUACUACAGCCAGUUGGCGCAGCCACAGCGGGACAGUGAUGAGGAGCUAGAAAACUUCAUCAAGAAGGUUUUCCUGAAAAGCCCCCAAAUGUUUCAGUGAAGAUACAGACAAAGCAACGAGAGACGAGAAAGAAAAAUAGGGACAGUGUGAAAAGGAACAACUGAAAGACUGUUUUUUUCAUCCUUCCAUUUUUGGUUUCAUCAACAGAAGUACGUUAGUUGAGUCAAAUUUCUGUCUUUCUCCAUUUAGUUCCUUUGAACAAUUUCCCUAAAGACUGUUGCCGUUUUCAGUGCCGUUCCUCACUCCAGAUGAAUAGCACAGUUUCUGUUUCGAUCAGAAUGUAAUAAGAGAUGAUGUUGAGACUCACAUUCAUUUCACCUCAUCUACUAGCCUCCUCCCCUAAAAAGACUGAGAGACAGUGGGAAUGACAUGAGGAAAGGGUGCUUUUGUCUAAUAUGUGAGGUGCACACAGGGCUCAAAUACCCAAUUUAAAUUCUUUCCAUACUCCGAGAAGGCCUUUAAAAAGUACAGAGAUCAAUGGGACAUCCCUUUGUAAGCCUUACCUUUAUGUUUUGAUUGUAAAGUUCUGAAACUUUUUUUAAACACGGUCAUUUCACAAUGAGACAGAAGAACAGCAAAAAAUGUCGAAAUUGCACCUUUAAAGAAUGCAUGCACCAAGAGCAUGUUUAUUCAACUCCGUAAAAAAACUCAGUCAUGCUGAAAUCUUAGAGUCAGAAAUCAGUGCCAUACUGUUUGGAAGUGUUCCGGUUUGACUCAUCCUACUGAACAAAUGUAUUGUGUCUUAACUAUAUCUAGAAGUAUUCUGCUUAAGCAUUUAACACGUGUGUUUUCAUGUGUAAUGAUAAGAACACAUUCAGUCCUGUACAUAGAAGUAGUCUAAUAUUUUGUUUACUUUCAACAUGUUUUUUAAAUCAUUUUUCUACGCAAAAACACUGAAAGAUGGUGUAAGGGACGCUCAUACAUUCCAAGUAUUUCUAAGAAAAAAAAACAAUGAUUUCAUAGGAGAUGUUUUAAAUACAGUUAUUUAUUGCCUUAUUAAGACAUUCUCGUUCCCUUUUUGAGACAAGCAGCAUUUUUGUCAUUGUUGGUUUAGCAGGUUUGAUCCUGGUCACAGGAAUUUUUUAGAGAUUCCUAUAAAAAGAAAUUCCUAUAAAAAGAAGCUACACCACUUUGGUCAGUUUACUAAUAAAAACAGACUGAUGGAUAAGUCACAUGAAAAUUCUGUCAUAUAAAAUGACUUCUCAAUGAUCCAUGUUUGUUCCUAACUCUGUCAGAUGUCUAUUGAUUAAUGUCUAUGAAAUACAUGAAUGAGAUGUUGUCUUUUAGACGUUUCCUCUUUGUGAACAACUGAACAAUGUGCACAAGAAGAGAUUUCUGAGUCAAUGAAAGUUCUUUCUAAACAGCAUUGACAAUCUUCUAAUUGAAAUUGAUCCUCUCUCACACAUCCCUUGGAGUUUCGAUCGAUAUGUACUUUCACACAAUAGUUGGGAGUCCAGCUGGGGCCAAAAUCACAAUUCUUGGUGAGGUCAGAUUUAAUGCUACUGGACAAAGUGUAUAGUACACAUGAACAGCAUGACACCAUCGAUGAUUCAUUCUUCUCACUGAAAUCCUGGAACUCAGAGUGAACCGUCACCUUUCAGAAACUUCUUAGAAGUCACAUUUUUAACUAAUUUAAACUGAAGUUCUUUUUAUUUAUAAAAAAAAUGUUAGAUAGAUUAAUCACCAGAGAUUCAAAAUUCUGGCCCAGCUCACAAGUACCCAAAUUUGCGUGAUAUCCAACACAAAAUUGAGGAAGAUGAAAAGACAGAACACAUGACGGAAGAGGGGGGUAGUAUUUGGUAGUACUUGACAUUCAAAUUCUUUUAAGCGAUUUUUUAAAAUAUGAAAAGAGAAGAAAGUUGAGGAUAAAAAAAUGGACCAAGUGAUCUGAAACGAGUGUCUGCACGUUUAUGUGAACUUGCAUCUAAAAUGUGUUUCUUCUUUGAAGACAUUAUGAGCAUUCAAAAAAAAGUAUAAAAAAAUGACAAAAGAUCAAUGACUAGCGUACCAUAGGAAAAACUGUCUUGUAUAAAGAAAAUCAGCUGUUUGUCAUUUCUAGAUGUACCUUGUACGUAACGUAAUAAACAUGCGUUUGCUGGAUGUAAAUAACCGCAUGUUGAUGGCUAGUUUUGCUACACAGAGAGAAUUAAAUAAAAUCAACUAUUUUUUAUUAA